Molecule: messenger RNA, 3918 nt
Organism: Exophiala aquamarina CBS 119918
Lineage: Eukaryota; Fungi; Ascomycota; Eurotiomycetes; Chaetothyriales; Herpotrichiellaceae
Product: DNA repair protein RAD50
Exons: 1
Coding region: 1-3918 (1305 amino acids)
Biological process (GO): telomere maintenance via recombination; double-strand break repair; chromosome organization involved in meiotic cell cycle
Cellular component (GO): nucleus; Mre11 complex; condensed nuclear chromosome
Molecular function (GO): G-quadruplex DNA binding; double-stranded telomeric DNA binding; ATP hydrolysis activity
Source: RefSeq, a predicted model, not a curated record
AUGUCGAAAUUACUCCAGAUGCAGAUCUCUGGCGUACGCUCGUUCCAGCCCAAUCACCGUCAAACAAUAAGGUUCGAGAAUCCACUGACUCUUAUUGUUGGCUUCAAUGGCUCGGGCAAGACUACAAUCAUCGAGUGUCUCAAAUUCGCCUUCACCGGGAUGCAGCCACCAAACACGAAAGUGGGAGGGGCCUUCGUCCAUGAUCCCAAGAUGAAAAACGAGACUGAAGUCAGGGCGAUGGUCAAAGUUGAAUUUACAUCGGCAGAGGGUGCAAGACUCGUCGUUGCUAGACGGCUGCAACUGACUGUGAAGAAGUUGUCUCGCUCUCUGAAGUCCUUGGAAGGCUCACUUCUCAUGGCAAAGAACGGAGAAAAGCUUGCGAUAUCUUCUCGCGUUGCAGAGCUUGACCUCCUCCUCCCGCAAUACCUUGGUGUCUCUACUGCUGUACUCGACAACGUCAUCUUCUGUCACCAAGAUGAGAGCCUGUGGCCGUUGAGUGACGCUUCAACCUUAAAGAAACGUUUUGAUGAGAUCUUCGAAGCACAAAAAUACACCAAAGCAAUCGAGAACAUCAAACAAAUUCGCAAGAAACACAACGAGGAAUUGGCCAAGUUCAAGCUCCUAGAGGAACAUGCUCGAGGUGAUAAAGAUCGUGCCUUGUCCUCUCAGAAGAAGGCAGAGCGGCUUCAAAAGGAUAUUGAACUUCUUCGGGACCAAGUCGAGAACCUUGAGCGUCGAAUCUCCAAUGCCAGAAAUCUCGCGGACGAGGCGUGGAGGAAGGGUGAAGAUCACGCUAAGAUCCUGGGCACCCUUCAAGGCAAGCGGAUAGAAGCCCGCAGUAAGCAGAGUACCAUUGAGAGCCUCCAAGCACACAUUGUAGAGGUCACCGAAUCCGACGAGUGGUUAACGAGAGUUCUCGAACAAUUCGAGGCUAGACAGGCGGAGCUCAAAGACCAAAUGCGUCGACAACAGGAGCAGUAUCUCGACUACCAAGAUAACAAAAAGAACUUGAGCAAAGAGAGAGAAGACAAGGUGAAGCUGAAGGGAAAAUAUGAGCAGGAGAAGGAAGAGCACGAACGCCAGCUCGUUAGACGGAAGGAUAUGGUCAAAGAGGUGGCUGCAAAGCAUCGGAUACGUGGUUUCAAUGAUGUCGAUGAUGAAAGACUCGUCGAAGAAUUCCUGUUCAAGAUCAAUAAGAUCUCAAAGGAUCAGAAAAUUGCGCUUGAUCGUGCCAAGCUUGAACAUGCCACUGAAAGACGAGAUGCCCAGACGCUGGUCAAUAAACUCACCGAACGAAAGGCUGCGCUUCAAGACAACAAGAUCAAUAUCAAGCGGCAAAUAGACUCUAACGACCGAGACGCCAGAGAUUUCCAGCGAAAGACUGAUGAGAUUAGAGUUGACGAGGGCAGCAAAGCAGUGGUCGAGUCAAGAAUCGAUGACCUCAAUGCAAAAUUGAACGCCGCUCAGGAAAUUGCAAGAACUGCAGAAUGGGAUAAGAAACUGCAGGAAGCUAACUUUGAACUUGGUUCGAAUGAGGAGGUUCAUGCUCGUCUCAACGACGAGAUCGUUCAAUCAACCAAAAGGGCGGGUGAAUUAGCCAGGCUGUCCCAUCUCAAGCAAGAACUCAAAGAGCGUCAACGCAGCUUGGAAACUCUGCUAAAAACUCAUAGUGACCGGAUCAGUAAGCUCAUUGGACAAAGUUGGAAUGCUACCACGAUAGAAUCAGUCCAUCAAGAUGCAUUGGCCGAUGCGAAGAGCGAGUCAUCAGUCGUUGAGCAGAAGAGGGACUCCGUGGGCAAGGAUCUAGAGCUUUUACAACACAAACAAACCAUUGCUAGAGCAGACCUUUCCCAGAAGAAGGCACGGGCAGACAAGCAUGAAAAGCAGAUCUGUGCCGUUGUUGAAGAUGGUCCCGAUGGAUACGAAAAGGCCCUCGAAGAAGCCGAGAGCGAGACGCAAAAAGCCCGCGCCAGCAGCGAAAGUUGCGGAGCUCUUCAUGAAUAUUUCGAGACUGUAUUGAAGACAGCUCAAACACAACGCUGUUGUCGCACAUGCUUGCGAGCGUUCAAAGCCGAUCCUAGCGACCCACAGCUGGAACAGUUCAAGAUUCGUAUCAAAGGAUUGGUGGACAAAGCUUUGACUGAGGUUGAAGAGAUCAAUGUCAAAGAAGUUGAAGCCUACUACAAACGCGUCUCUGAUCUUGGUAUGGUAGUUGAGAGCUGGAACACCUUAACACGCACAGAGAUCCCAGCAUUGGAGAAAGAUCUAGCCAACCUGUCAGAGCAGCGAGAGAAGCUUGUGGCUCAGUUGGAGAAGCAUGACAAAAUUGUGGAACAACAUCAAGAAAAACGACGCGACAUCGACUCGAUGACUCGAACCGUCACUUCAAUUGCCACGUGUGACAGCGAUAUCAAGUCCUUGACUAUUCAGCUGGAAGAACUCACUGCAAAGCAGAGUCAGAAUAGUGUGGACCGUACACUUGAGGAUAUCAGGGAAGAGAUGUCUUUGACCUCCGAGAAAAGCCGGACCAUGCAGAAGUUGAUUGCAUCACUUCGCACAGAGCAAGAACAAUCUCGCAUCAGUUUGUCAACUUUGGAAAUAGAGUUGCGUGAUCUCAAGGGCGAAUUGAACACCGUCAGAUAUCAACUCGACAAGAAAGCAUCACUUGCGGCACGAGUUGAGGAAUUUCGAGCAUCGAACCAGAAGCAUAGAGAGAACCUUGACAUACUUGAUAGUGAUAUCGAGAAUCUUGGUCCAGAGAUAUUGACCGCUAAAUCCGAGUAUGAUGACAUUGAUCAACGUACGAGUGAGAGAGAGCGAGAUAUGUCGAAUGAGCAAUCUAGACUCAGCGAGAGUGUGAAUGGUCUGGAAUUAUUGAAUGGCCAGAUCCGGUCCUAUGUGGAUCGAGAUGGUCCGGCACAGCUUAGCCGAAUCAAUCGCGAACUCAGUCGUGUGGAACAUGAGAUGAACACUGUACAAAGCGAAGAAAUCCGAGUGACACGAGAAAUCAACAAGGUCCAGGAGGAGAUUCGGGAUAGUGAAGCGACUCGACGACGAUAUUCAGACAAUCUUCUGUAUCGUCGCGAAACUCGUGCACUGUCUCGCUUAAACGAAGAGAUCGACGAACUGGCAGAUCAUACCGCCGAGGCAGACCGUGAUAGGUUCCAGGAGGAAUCCAAGAAGCAUACCCACGAGUAUAAUGCGCUUAGUGCGAAACAGUCAGGCCUUAUGGGAGAGAUGAAGUCGAAAGAUGCACAACUUGGUGAGCUUCUGGACGACUACAAUACCAAUCUCAAAGAUGCACCUCGGCGCUACAAAGAAGCCCAUAUCAAGGUGGAGGCCACCAAAGCCGCGGUUGAAGACCUAGGGCGCUAUGGUGGGGCGUUGGACAAGGCCAUUAUGAAAUAUCACGGUCUCAAGAUGGAGGAAAUCAACAGCAUCAUCGAAGAAUUGUGGCGGAAAACUUACCGUGGGUCAGACGUUGAUACUAUUAUGAUUCGUGCAGAUAAUGAGAUGGGGCGCGGUAACCGUUCAUACAACUAUCGAGUGGUUAUGGUCAAGAGAGAUGCGGAAAUGGACAUGAGAGGACGCUGCAGUGCUGGACAGAAGGUGCUGGCGAGCAUUAUUAUCCGCCUUGCUCUAGCCGAGUGCUUCAGUGACAAAUGCGGCAUCAUUGCGUUGGACGAACCAACCACAAAUCUGGACAGAGACAACAUUGUCAGUCUGGCUAGGUCGCUGAACGAUAUCAUCAGAGACCGAUCCGCGCAAUCAAAUUUCCAACUGUUGGUCAUUACGCACGACGAGGAGUUUUUACGCGAAAUGAACUGUGGAGAAUUCACCGAUAACUACUAUCGAAUCUCGAGGGACACCACUGCGGAUUCUGUUAUUGAGAGACAGAGAAUUGCAGAAGUCUUAUAA